Molecule: messenger RNA, 5411 nt
Organism: Amoebophrya sp. A25
Lineage: Eukaryota; Dinophyceae; Syndiniales; Amoebophryaceae
Source: the annotation of a GenBank genome assembly
UCCACCCGUAAUAUGUUAGUUUUGGACAAAAAGCAAUGAUUAUAUUCGGUGGAGGAGGUGUUCCGCAGUUCCCACGUUGAUAGUGGAUGAAGAUCUUCAGAAGUCCUGGUUGAGAUCUCGUGUUGAAUGAAUCAAGUUACUUCUACGUACAUGCAAAGAAAAAUAAUGUGCUCUUCGUUCUUAUCCUAGUAGUGCCUUGAUGGACGAUACAGUGAGCAUGAACUCUUCUUCGGGUGCUGUCUUUUCCGCUGGCUUCGCGGAAGAGAGCGGUAAACCCUCCGGUGGCAGGGCGACUGCUAAUGGCCAACAAAAGGCAGGCGGACAGAAUGCUGCUAAUGCUCAACAACAACAGGUUGGACAAGCGAAUGGGGAUGGAGGCCCAGAUUCAGAAGGUGCAGCACUCCUGAAACCGUCGCCGCCGAAGCCUGUCCUUAGUUUUCGGGAACGCUUUCUCCCUUUUCAGCCAAUACCAUGGUGGCUGAUGAUGAUUCUUAUAGUGGCUUUCUUUACGGAUCUCAGAUGGAGGUAUUCACAUAGUUUCUUUACGGAUCUUAGAUGGAGGUAUUUCUAUGUGAAUCUAUUUAAUCAUCGAUAUUUGUCUCUCACCAACAGGUGAUAGAGCAAGUGCUCUCCGCCUGGGGAUUGCCUUGGGGAGAAAUGAGACUUGUUAAAAAUGCAUUGAUUUAUUAUCGGCAAUCUUUCCAAUGUCAUGAUUUACAGUCGCAGAACCGAAAGAGUGGAGCAUGCAAUAUUAAAUCUGAUCAGGUUCCACGAAAGCCCUUGUGCCGUUUUAGGGAUAAGCGAUCCCGUAACUUCCGGCAGUAUCAAAAAAGCGUUUCGAAAUGUUUCUCUCUGUACACAUCCAGACAGGCUAAGAGCGAAACUUCGGCGGGCGCCGACAGCUGCAGAAGAAGUAGCCGGACAGACGCUGUUUAACCGACACACACAGGCAAGAGACGAGUUAGUCAAGUUCUUGGACUUGAAGCAACGUAGACGGGAAAUAAGGAAAGAGAGGCGGAACAAAAGACGAAGAAAACAGGGGUUGCCACCUCUGGAAGCAGACGAAGAUUAUGGCCUCAAAGACCACAAGAAGAAUUCUUUUUUAUCACAAGGAAAUAAAACUCGUGUGAUCAUGAUCUGUCAAUAGUGGAGGUCUAAGAAAGUUUUAGUUGUAUUAAGUUCGUACAGUUUUUUUCUGAGCACAUGGUCCCAACUCUAAGUCAAGGAAGAAGCACCUAUCGAAGCAAAAUGCAGCGACUUGGAUGCAGGACUGAACUGGCGACAAUUUUUUCAGGAACUAGCUUCCAUAGAGGCUGUGUCUGAAAUCGGAGCGGCGCUUUACGAGUUCAUGUAUCAGGUAUAGGAGUCAGUACUAGCAUAACACACACAGAGCACAAAGAAAUUCCGCCGGAUCGUACGCGUCGCCCGGAGCGCAUCGAAACAAACAAACAAACAAGAAGCAAUACUAGCAUACUCAAUAUAUGUUAAUAUAUAAAAAUAGUAUUUUUGAUACCUCUCCUAGUUAGGUUGGCUCUACCACUAAUAUUACAGUUUGACUUGUUUGAGGAGCAUGAUCGUAUUCCAGCCUUACCGAUUAGAAGAUUCGUUAUUAUCACUGCUCGUUGCAUACAACUCUUUUUCACACAACAACACCACAGCUAAUAACGUUUCAGCAAGGGUUCCUUACGACUGUGGCUAUCAGUUUUUGGUUUAUUUUCCUGUACCGCAUGAUCAAAGAGCUCUAUCGGUGGUCGCUGUCUGCUGGUACUUCUAGUCCUCAUUACAUCUAACAAGAACUCCUGUACAUUUAUAGAUGUUGUAGUAGCAAACGGCAUUUCUUUAAUGGACAUUUCCUCAAUGGUUUAGAUGAAGGGUAAGUGUGUCUUCUUGCACGUGGAUGUAAAAUAGAAGAGGUUUCCGUGCACGAUGGGUAAAAACAUCGCCCCCAGGUUUCGGUCUUCCCCUUUACGUCGUUGGCGCUAUUAUCUCUCGACCAUUACCGACCCUUAUUCGGUUCUUCUCCUUGCCGUUCCUACGGGUCAUGGUGUUUUGGGAAGAACUACGAGGUGGCACCUCUGAAGAGCACGCUUUGUUAUCACCACGCGAAGCGGAUCAGGAUAAAAAAGAUGAGGCAGCACCAGUAAAGGCUAGUAGUCGGCAUGUCGCAGCAGCCACAGACAAAACGGAGACGCACUUGAGGAAGCGUCGCGUGGACAAAAAGAAGAAAGAGAAAGAUGCAGAAGUGGCGGAAAAAUUACUAGUUAAGGCAUGAUAACGAUAUUGUUCAACAGUCUGCUCUUGCUCUGCAGAAAAUAAGAAUUCCAACUGCCAUAAGUAAAACUGAAUCCCAACAACAAGAACGAGAACAAAUCUUAGUGGAUGAAGUAGACUGACCUCUCAACAUCUACAACAACAUCUUGAACAACUAUCUUCUACUGUCUAUAGAUACUUAGUAUUAAGUACUAGCACCCAGAGGACACAGCAGUAAAUGUAAAGUAGUAGUGAAGUACUAGUAGGACUCUUGAAACAACAUCUACUGUCUAGACUUAUAGUAUGAACAGUACUCUGCUCUAAUUCACAAGGACCAGCAGAUGAAGAGGAAGAUGGCGACAAGCAACUACCCCCAGCCAUAGAGAUGGUUCCACAACAUCAGCGAGCAGUUGUGGAGGGACAAAAUCCAGGUACUAUUGAGAGGUAGAGUUUAGUUAUCUUGCUGAUUUCGAGACGGAUAUGAUAUACAGGUCUAUCGAGAAGUAGAGUUUAGUUCUUUACAGUGAUAUAUGAGACGAUGACAAAGCGCAGGUCGUUUACAACUGUCUUUAUGUUAUGACCGCUGCUCAGUCUACUUACUUCCACAUCUUUAUUUCUCCACCACGACAGGCAGCACAUUAACAACUGUCGUCCCCCCUCCCACAGCAGCAGGAGCACCAAGAGGUGGAGCAACAACUACGACAUUACCCGGACAACCUAGUACGGAAGAUGCUAUGGUCAGCCGUGCUCACCUUGGAGUGUUGGAGAUUUUGCGACUGCGGAGCGACACCCCUAACAAAGCUAGAAUGCAGGUAGCAGCCGCGACCCAAUUUGACCUCCUGUUGCCGCUAACAAAACCGAUUAUCCCUUUGCUGAUGUUACGGCAAUACAACAAAUUGUAGUAGUGGUCGCUUUAAGAUUAAGUAGCGAGCAACGGGUGCCUGUGGGGCUGGGGCUCGUUGUGAAGGAUCCAUAACCUAACCUAACCUCAGGUAGUUCCGCGCAUGCAGGAUGACAGUUAUUUGAAGGCACUCUUGACUAGCUUAUUAUUGAAACAUUUGAGUGGAAAGAUUGGUGAAGAAAAGAACAACAUUAUUUGAAGGCUGGGGAUCGGACCUCUGACAGUCAAGAUUAUUAGGCACCCCAAUUAGCAUUCUUUCUCUUCGAAUCUUCCUCGUCUGCACCGGGCAAGUGUGGUCCGGCCUCCUGUCCAGUAUCUUCGUGUCGCAAUUCCUCCGUUCCUUCGUACCGCAAAUGAACUACGAGACUCACCACCUACUGUGCUUCGCCUUUGGAUUUCUCCACACGCUGCUGGGAUUGGACGUGGGUCAAGUAGAGGCGCACGCGGAUAAGGAAAAUGCUGUGCUAUUAUUGCAGUGGACUUGGGGAUUGAAGGACAUGGUCUCAAUCUGCAACAUGAUCAUGUUCGGAGCAUUCGUACUAACAACUUAUUUUUCUAUGAGACCGACUCACAGACUCACAGACUUCUCACUCUUACUGUAAGUCAUACCCAUGACAAUUUUGCUUCUACCAUUGAUUCACCCCUCCACGGCCAACUUCAAUUGAGUCACUCCUCUACCCAAAUAAUGAAUGCCCACCCUUACUUCAAUUCAAACCUAAAAACACAAAGGUCGCCUCCCUCUCCCGCAACGGAAAUGAGCCUCAAUUUUGCAACAGUUUCGCAAGUGGAAUGGGUAUGCGGUUGUUGACGACGUUCGACUUUUUUUCGCAAAUCCCCUUUCAGGAGAACGUCAUAGCCUACUAUGAACAGUUGCAAGCUGACCUAGGCGUCAAAAUGCAGUCAGUGGAUGAAGUCUUGACGAAUGCCAGACCCGAUAUAGGCGAUUGCGCAGGAGGCUUUUUUCGCCAUGCAGCAGCUGGAGAUGAGUCACUUUAUGAUUUUGCUGAAACUUCUUGCAUGUAAAAACUAUAAUCUUUCUAUUCUUUUAUCAAAUUUGUUCUUUCUAUAAAGACUUGAGUUUGUCAACAGCAUCUUCGUCAAGAAAAAGAUCAGUUCGUCUGUUGUUUCUAGUGCUAUCGUUAAUCACUCUAAUCUCCCGCUCUCUACCUUUCGUAUUUUGCGAAGAUGUUUUUGGUCAUCCUUCCUGGCUUGAACGCGGUGCAGUGGUUUAGCCGAGCAGUGAGUGGGGCCAAAGGUAUGCACGGCAAGAACGUGCGAAGGCGUAAGAGGCUGAUGCGAGUUUUGACGCGAAUGGUCCUUGGGGCUGCAGCCGUAUUGCAGUGUGUCUUGCUUCUCUUCGUCUUCAAUCUGAACGCAGCGAAUGGAGCACUUUUGAAUUUGUGGCUAGCUUUCCUUCUCGGUGCAGUGUUCGAAUCCUACCUGGCGUGCGAGGAAAUUCGAGGAGCAUUUAGGCAGUUCGUCACUGCGGUCGUGUUCAUCUUCAUCUAAGAAGGCUUCAUAGUCUAGAGCCUUAUUCGAGAAGAAGAGAUGUAGGCUUCAUAGUCUAGAGCCUUUAUCGAGAAGAAGAGCUGUAGGAAGUGGUUCUAUCGAUGACCAUCGUACUGUUGAACCACGAGAAGAAGAGAUUGAUGGUUCAAUCGAUGACCAUCGUACUGUUGAACCGGAAGUAGUAGUAACGCUGCUGCCCAAAAGGACUCGUACCAAAUGGAAGGAAAAAAGAUCACACAGGACAACCGCCUUCGUAGAAGAAGCGGACAGGUUUUAUGUUGAGAACAGGCGCAGAGGUUUGAGCAUCCCCUUCCCACUAGAGGCAAAGAACUAGACUUUGGACUCAUGCUUAGUUGUGUGAAAUUAAGUUUAUUAUGAUUAGCGAAAACAUUAUGAUGUUGACAUCCCGAACAAACUUUCCCUGUUGUACAUUGGUGGCAACACAUAGAGCAGAGCCUGUCAUGGUGCUACCCUUCGGGGCUUUGCCUCGUCGCUGCCCCCCUUGACCUUACAACCCCUCUAUAUGUAGAAAAGAUUCAGGUUGCGAACAUCCGAAUGACCAGACUAUCAGCCUUAUGUAAACUAGAAGGUCUGACAACGGAUCACUCAUCUGAUAAAGACAUUAUUGCGGUCACCCAUAUCUAGAGACGCCCCGACAAUAGAUUUCAUCUGGUUAAUAACCUUGUUGUGGCACGAUCUUGCUAGAAGAGCCAAAGCAAGCUUCAUCAAAGAAUGACGACAACCUGCUGAU